AUGUCUCUGAGAAUCUUAUCCAAAUCACAGAGAAUCAUCUUAUCUAUUCUGAUAAUCGGUGCAGUAUGUUCAUUGAUAGUCCUAACAUUAUUUCUCGUACGUCAAUCGAAAACCAAUGCUGAAUCCGAAAUAGACCAUUCACUGAUUACAACGAAAUCUCCGACAUUGGAUGAAUCGAAGGAGGCCCGUUCCAGCGAAACCUGCGUUGGUGAUAGUUGCACAAGUAUUAACACAACGAAUGAUAUUAACGUCGGUUGUGACGACUUCAAGAAAGUUGUCUGCCCUAAACAAGUGUCGGAAGAUUCCCAAAAUAAUCCUUUACUAACAUCAGACGAUAUCAUCAUAGAUAUGCUGGAAAAUAAAAAUCAAGCAAGUGGAUUACGCCUAGAAAGCGCUGUUUCUCCAGGUUCGUUGGAUGCCUUUGACAGUGUGGUUUUAAGUAUGGUGACAAAACUAACUGGUUUCAACACAGAAGUCACCAUCACAAAAUUGACAGAAAUCUGUUCCAUAGUGCUUAAAAUGUUUGGUGAAUUGAAAGGAACUUUAAUUCAAUCAUUAUCAUCAAAAUCAUGGUUCAGUGAAGAAGAAGAAAAACAGAAAUCCAUUAAUUUGGUCAACGCUUUUCAGUUGUCUGUUAUUACUUCGGAUUACUUGAUUGCAGAAGAUAGAGAGAAUAGAGACUUCAUAUUCAAUAAUCAAAUUUCCAAGACUAAUUACUUCAUGAAUGCGUACUACUCUCAGAAGAACAACUUCCUUAAAUCAAUUUACAAACUCUUGAAUACCUACUACGAGCCUGAGAAUUUCAGUUUUGAGCCGUACAUAUCUAGUUCGGUUGAAGAUAAAUUUAUUAAGAUAUCUGCUGGUCUAUUACAUCCACCGUUUCUCAAAGCAACAUAUUCAAUGUCUCAAAAAUAUGGUACUAUCGGUUGGUUUAUCGGUCGUCAACUUAUGUAUGAAGCGAAUAUUGACAAGAAGACAGAUGAACAAGGACAUUUUCAGUUUUCAUGUACAUCAGCAGAACUAACAGCUUCUGAAACUCAACUCUGUUGCUUGCUAAAGCAAUACGAUAAAAAGGAUUUGAGCUGGUUGUCAGCUGAUAUUAAUGGCCUUAUGUUAUCCUUUACAACAUACACGAAAAAUUACAUGAAAAAUCGUCAAGAUUUGGAUGAAAAGAAGUUAUUUUUCUCAAGCUUUACCGAGAUGAUGUGUAGAGACUACUCUCCCGGCAUCAUCCUCACCAAUUCACAAUCAUCAAACUCAUAUAAUAAGUUCAGUGUGAAUAACCUUCUGAAACAUAGUCAAGAAUUUUCCGAUACGUACCAAUGUCCAGUCGGUUCAAAAAUGAAUCCUAUAGAUAAAUGUAUUCUUUAAACGACUGGAUACAUCCUAUAUGUGACAAUGUAUGUUUUUAAGUGAAUCCG
Molecule: messenger RNA, 1421 nt
Organism: Schistosoma turkestanicum
Lineage: Eukaryota; Metazoa; Platyhelminthes; Trematoda; Strigeidida; Schistosomatidae
Source: the annotation of a GenBank genome assembly